Messenger RNA from Monodelphis domestica (gray short-tailed opossum), 5161 nucleotides. Lineage: Eukaryota; Metazoa; Chordata; Mammalia; Didelphimorphia; Didelphidae. The record is from RefSeq and is a predicted model, not a curated record.
CUGACAUCCGUGUCCUCUCUUGCCCUAAGAGUAAGCAUUACACCAUCACCCUCGGGUCCAGCCAAAGUUAGGAGUAUUGCAGGGACGCCCGACCGACAGAGCGUCUCCCUUUGAGGAGAAAUCAUUUGCAAACGUCUUUGAAGAAAACUCCAAAGGGAGCUAGCCAGUCAGUGAGGAGGCUCCAGGCAGGGCAGCAGGAGGACAAGCUUUGGGGGCCGGUGAUUGGUGUGUCUGGGGCUCGCGGCUGCUACUGCUGCCGCCGCCGCCGUCGCCGCCGCCUCCCGUAGCCUUUGCAAACGCUUUUGUCUCACAGUGGGAGCCAGACUCCUGAGCGGUGUUCAGAGCCGAUCUUGGGAGGGAGGGCUGCAUUGUGCCGCUGCUGGGGGGGGUUCGGGAGGAACAGCCGGGCGCCUCCAGACUGGAGCUGCCUGCCACACUAGGCUCAGAUGGCUUCCUGCUAGUCUCACCAAAGCGUAGCCUCUCUGGGCAUUUUUUCCAGGUAGAUGUUUGCUCUCUGAGAGCAGCAGGGAGCUGGACCCCCCUGGACUAAGUCAUUCUUCAGGGACUCGAUGCCUGUCUCCUCCUCAGCUCCGCUGCUUCCUUUGAUGUUACCAAACUGCUCUGGCCAUCUUCCUCUCGCGGACUGGGGUCUGCUCACACACAGUUCGUUGUGGGUGCUUUGGGGGAUUCCAGAGGUUGCCAACGAAGUGAAUGAGGAGUGGGACAAACAACCAUGCAGGUUCCCCUUUGCUUAAACAGACUGAUUGCCGUUGGUUCUAAUAGGAUUGUUUUUUCUUCUUGGCCUUUGAGUUCUUGAGGUGCCCAAGGAUUGAGUCCAUGUGUAGUGAAUUGGGCUCUCUCUCUCCCCACCAAGGACCCAUGGAGGUGGUGACGAAGCAGGCCAAGGCACACCCAGACAGGAGGCUCGCUGGCACUCACCAUCGGUAAUCUUUGCUACUCCCGUGCAAGGGACCCACCGCAAAGGCUGCCCACCUGGUAGCGUGGCCGUCCUCUUGCACUGUCCUCUGGUUCCGACCCCACGCGUGCAAUGGCGGACUGAAAAAUAAUCUCACUCUAAUAAGAGCAGAUUUGAGCUGACGAGCUAUUUAGAGAUAAGCAUUCUCCCCAGGCUGAGGCUGGCAGCUAGAGCAUCCAUCAUGGUCUUCCCCAGACCCCUGGCCAUCACCUUGUCCUUGUCAGGCCUCAUCCUGCUUGCAUUGCACCUGUCUACUUCCCACAAUGUGUCUGAUGCCCCCAGCAACGAGCAGCAACUGUGCACCCUGAGGGAGCACCCAACUAUAGCCUUCGAAGAUCUGAAGCCAUGGGUCUCUAACUUCACCUAUCCUGGAGUUCAAGAUUUCUCCCAGCUUGCUCUAGACCCCUCCAGGAACCAGCUCAUCGUGGGAGCCAGGAACUAUCUCUUCAGACUCAGCCUUACCAACAUCUCUCUCCUUCAGGCUACAGAGUGGAGCUCCAAUGAGGAAACACGAAAGUCCUGCCAAAGCAAAGGAAAGACUGAAGAGGAGUGUCAGAACUAUGUUCGGGUCUUGAUUGUGUCUGGCAGGAAGGUUUUCACGUGUGGCACCAAUGCCUUCUCUCCAGUGUGCUCCAGCAGACAGGCAGGGAACCUCAGCCGGACAAUUGAAAAGAUCAAUGGUGUGGCCCGAUGUCCCUAUGACCCCCGACACAACUCCACAGCAGUGAUCUCGGAACAGGGUGAACUGUAUGCUGCCACUGUCAUCGACUUCUCCGGCCGAGACCCUGCCAUCUACCGGAGCCUGGGCAGCGGCCCCCCUCUUCGAACUGCUCAGUAUAACUCCAAGUGGCUCAAUGAGCCCAACUUCGUGGCUGCCUACGACAUUGGGCUGUUCGCCUACUUCUUCCUGCGCGAGAACGCGGUGGAGCACGAUUGCGGGCGCACCGUCUACUCCCGGGUGGCUCGCGUGUGCAAGAACGACGUGGGCGGGCGCUUCCUGCUGGAGGACACGUGGACCACGUUCAUGAAGGCGCGACUGAACUGCUCCCGCCCAGGGGAGAUCCCCUUUUACUACAACGAGCUCCAGAGCGCCUUCCACCUCCCGGAGCAGGAUCUGGUCUACGGAGUCUUCACCACUAACGUAAAUAGCAUCGCUGCUUCUGCUGUCUGCGCCUUCAACCUCAGUGCCAUCUCCCAAGCCUUCAAUGGCCCCUUCCGCUACCAGGAGAACCCGAGGGCUGCCUGGCUCCCCAUUGCCAACCCUAUCCCCAAUUUUCAGUGUGGAACCCUGCGAGAUGUUGGUCCCAAUGAGAACCUGACAGAGAGGAGCCUGCAGGAUGCCCAGCGUCUGUUCCUGAUGAGUGAGGUGGUUCAGCCGGUGACUCCAGACCCCUGUAUCACACAGGACAGCGUCCGCUUCUCUCACUUGGUGGUGGAUCUCGUUCAGGGCAAGGACACCCUCUACCACGUGCUUUACAUCGGCACCGAGUCAGGCACCAUCCUCAAGGCGCUGUCCACAGCCAGCCGCAGCCUCCGGGGCUGCUACCUGGAGGAGCUACAGGUGCUGCCUCCUGGGCGCCGAGAGCCACUCCGUAGUCUGCGCAUCCUUCACAGCGCCCGAGUGCUCUUUGUGGGGCUCAGUGACGGGGUGCUGAGGAUCCCUCUGGAGAGGUGUGCCACCUAUCGUACCCAAGGGGAGUGCCUGGGGGCCCGGGACCCGUACUGUGGCUGGGAUGGGAAGCAACAGCGCUGCAGCACCCUGGAGGACAGUGCCAACAUGAGCCUCUGGAUUCAGAAUAUCACAGCCUGUCCAGUGCGGAACCUGACGUGGGACGGGGGGUUUGGGCCAUGGUCUCCAUGGCAACCCUGUGAGCACGUGGAUGGAGAGAACUCGGGCUCCUGCCAGUGCCGAGCUCGAGCCUGCGACAAUCCCCGUCCCCGCUGCGGGGGACGGGCCUGCCCAGGACCCACCAUCCAUGUGGCCAACUGCUCCAGAAAUGGCGCGUGGACCCCGUGGUCAUCCUGGGCCUUGUGCAGCACCUCUUGUGGGAUCGGCUUCCAGGUCCGCCAGCGGAGCUGCAGCAACCCAGCUCCCCGGCACGGGGGCCGAAUCUGCGUGGGCAAGAGCCGGGAAGAGAGGUUCUGCAAUGAGAAUAGCCCCUGCCCUGUCCCCAUCUUCUGGGCCACCUGGGGCUCCUGGAGCAAAUGCAGCAGCAACUGUGGGGGCGGAGUCCACUCCAGGCACAGAGUCUGUGAAAAUGGGAAUUCCUGCCCAGGUUGUAGUGUGGAGUACAAAACGUGUAACCCCGAGAGCUGCCCCGAGGUGCGGAGGAACACCCCCUGGACCCCGUGGCUCCCCGUGAACGUGACCCAGGGGGGCGCCCGCCAGGAGCAGCGAUUCCGCUUCACGUGCCGGGCCCCGCUCCCCGACCCUCACGGCCUUCAGUUCGGGAGGAAGAGGACGGAGACCCGCUCUUGCCCCGCCGAUGGCUCCGGGGCCUGCGAUACUGACGCCCUGGUGGAAGAUCUCCUCCGGACCGGAAGUAAUGCCCCCCAUGUGGUGAGCGGGGGCUGGGCUGCCUGGGGACCCUGGUCAUCCUGUUCCCGAGACUGCGAGCUGGGCUUCCGAACCCGGAAGAGAACCUGCACGAACCCAGAGCCUCGAAACGGAGGCCUGCCCUGCGUGGGAGACGUCACCGAGUAUCAGGACUGCAACUCGCAGCCCUGCCCAGUACGUGGUGCGUGGUCAUGCUGGACCCCAUGGUCCCCAUGCUCAGCCUCUUGUGGGGGAGGCCACUAUCAGCGGACACGUUCCUGUACCAGUCCUGCCCCUUCCCCUGGAGAAGACAUCUGCAUUGGGUUGCACACAGAAGAAGCACUUUGUGCCACCCAAUCCUGCCCAGGUGGUUGGUCAUUGUGGGCUGAGUGGAGUGUGUGUGGUGAGGAUGGAACCCAGAGCCGGAGCCGUGACUGCGAGGAACUUGUCCCUGGAACUGCUCCCUGCCUGGGCAAUGGCAGCCAGAUCCGGACCUGCCCAUACAGUGAGAUCCCUGUGAUCCUGCCUGCUUCCAGCAUUGAUGAUGCCACCAGCUGUGGAGGGUUCAGCCUUAUCCAUUUGGUGGCUACUGGUGUUUCCUGCUUCUUGGGCUCCGGCCUCUUGACCUUUGCUGUCUACCUGUCCUGUCAGCGCUGCCAGCGGCAGACCCAGGAGUCCACGCUUGUUCACCCCACCACUCCCAACCACCUGAACUACAAAAGUGGGGGCGGGGGCACCCCCAAGAAUGAGAAGUACACACCCAUGGAGUUCAAGACCCUGAACAAAAACAACCUGAUCCCGGACGACAGGGCCAACUUCUACCCGCUGCAGCAGACCAAUGUCUACACGACCACCUACUACCCCAGCUCCCUGGGCAAACACAGUUUCAGGCCAGAGGCCUCCCCAGGACAACGGUGCUUCACCAACAGCUGAUGAUGGCGCCCUCGGGGGAUGGGCCUCCAGGCCCGUCACCAUCCCGGGCACCAGAGGGCGGCACUGGGCUCCCUCGUCCCUGCCCAGCGAGCCCUGGGACCAGACCGCCCCCUCUGGGGAGGGGAGGACCGGCAUGACGUCCUUGAGGACCGGGUCAGGGUUGUGUGACCUCCGGCCGAGCUCCGAGGGUGGGCCGUGCCCCUUCCCCGCCUUCCCCGCUCACUACCCUCCGGCCACACAUCGGACACGGACCCACCAAGACGGGAGGAACGGGAAGAGGGUGGGAUAGUCUGAUUUGGGCUGAAAUGACCCUUGCUCUGGCGGGCGCCGACAGACGGCUGCAUCCCAUCCCUACUUGUGACAGCAGGAAACGGCCCCCACCUCCGGCCAGUCCCACUUUGGAAAGGAACUGAAAAGACAAACCAUCUAUCUAUAUCCGAGGGCCCAACCAGAGAGCUGGGCCGCGGGGCCUCUGUCUGGGUCCUGGGCCCCCUCGAGGCCUUGCCUUUGUCCUGCCCCAGGCCGUGCCUUUGUCCCACCUUCUCCUGCCGGGGAAGAGGCAGGUGCUGGCAGCCUCCCGCAGCGGCCCCUCCGAGGACAGGCUCCCCCGCACCUGGGCCGUUCCACAUCCUUUCAGAACCCACGAGAUGAGCCGCUGCGGCAGUGACGGUGGCAGGCCGCGGCCUUGUUCAUUAAACAUUAUAUCCAGCCUCUCA